This is a messenger RNA of Colletes gigas, 1224 nucleotides long. RefSeq lists its product as uncharacterized. Bases 1 to 1224 code for a protein of 407 amino acids. NCBI's taxonomy places the organism in Eukaryota, Metazoa, Arthropoda, Insecta, Hymenoptera, Colletidae. The record is from RefSeq and is a predicted model, not a curated record. The transcript has 7 exons.
AUGCUGCUUAGAACGCGACACGCGGACGAAUCUCGUAGACACUGGGAAAUGAUGCUGCACUGCGAGAGGGCCGCAUUUCCAAGGGCGGCGUCGAAUUUGCCUUUGCCCUCGAGGGAGUAUUCAAAGAUAUUUAUACAUUUCUACAGACUCGUACGUAGCCAAAGACGCAAAAAGGGCAUCAGCAUUUGGGAUCAACUGAUACGUCUAAAAACGUUUGAUCAGAUUGGCCGGGAAAACCUAAUAAACAAUCUCGCACAGCUCAUUUAUAAACAGAAUAGCCUAGAAUCUAUUUGUCUGGAAGGUUUGUCAUUAACGCCAGACGAAGGUGUACGGCUCCUAUUGGCAUUGUAUAAUUCUCGUAAAACAAUGAAAUACGUGUAUUGUUGGCGCGCAUUUGAGAAAAUGGUAAGCAUCUCGGUGGAAACUGACGAUCGCGUUGGAUCAAGAUUUUAUGAAAAUAAAAAGAUCAAGAAAUGCGAUUGGUUCCGAGCAAUCAGUUGUUUAGAGUAUCUCACCACCUUAUCUAUAAACUACGCAUAUAUAGCGACACCCACAGGAGAUCUACUUAUCAAUCUGGCUAAGAAACUUCAACGAAAUUGGCAGUGGUUACAAUUGUUGUGCCUAGAGGAAGAAAUUUAUCGGAAUUCUGAAUCUGCAAAUAAUAGAGAAAUAAUCCUGAUACCUGACAAAGCUUGGAAGAAAGCUCACCUUUUGGCACCAGCAUUGAAAAUACAAUACGCUAUUAUUGGAAUACCAGAGUAUGAUAUUCAUAAAAGAUUUUUUACAAAAAACACCCAGGUACAUACCUUCGCAUUAUCGACAAGUAUCGAUCUGAAAUUUCGGCAACCCUGGUUUCUCGAUUGCACGAUCAAAACACUCUGUUCGUGGUAUUCGAAUACUUUAGUAUAUUUGUGCCUACAAUUGUGGCAUAAUCGGGAGAACUUGGAUAACCAACUAAGAAAGCUAUUUCUUAAUUUACCGUCACUUCAAAUUUUCGAGUUUAUCGGCGAAAUUCGGAUGUUAAAAACACUUUGCGCUAUGUGUUGUCAAAUAUGUUCCGGCAGUUGCAACGUUUAUCGUGUUAAUAUGCAACUUCAAGAAGUUAUACACGAUGACAUCGAUAAGGAAAAAUGGAUAAAAAGUAUAAAGUGCUUAAUGGUUUGUUUUAAACAUGAUUUUGACAGGAUGGAUGUUAAAUUUGACAUUAGCUUCUACAAGUUCUGA